GUAACAGCAGUAAGUGGAGACAAAUGGCUGGGACAAAAGCAUGUAGCAUUCUGAUCACAGGUGCUAACAGAGGCCUAGGUUUAGAGAUGGUCAGGCAGCUGGUGGAGGGACCCUGCACAGCCCAGAAGAUUUUUGCUGGAUGCCAUAGUCCUCAAGGACCUCAGUCAAAGGCACUGCAAGAUCUGGCAGAAAAAUACCCAGACAUCAUCACUGUUGUCCCUCUUGACACUACUGACCCCAGCAGCAUUAAAGAGUCUGCUAAGAUGGUGGGGUCGCAGGUGGGGGACAAGGGGCUGAACGUGCUGGUGAAUAACGCUGGUGUGCUGGCUCACGGAAAAAUGCAGGACACCUCCGCUGAUGACAUGCUCUGUGCUUUCACUACCAAUGUGAUAGGACCCAUGUCUGUCACCAAGGAGUACUUACCGUAUCUGCGUGUUGCAGCCAGAAGUAGUGGCGAACCAGGCAUGUCCUGUUGUAAGGCAGCUGUGAUCAACAUCUCCAGUAGGCUAGGCUCCAUGAGCAGCAUUCCCCAGCUCUACUCCAUCUUCCCUGCUUUCUCUUACAGCAUCAGCAAGGCCGGCCUGAACAUGUUGACAGUGUAUGCUGCUCUGGAGCUGAGGAAGGAUGAAAUCCUCUGCACUGCUCUGCACCCAGGCUGGGUGCGCACAGACACAGGAGGAGAACAGGCAUCAAUGGAGGCCAAGCAGAGUGUUGAAGCCCUGCUGAAAGUGAUGAGUUCACUCAAUGAACAGCAUCACGGUGGGUUCUUGGAUUACGCUGGGAACACUGUGCCCUGGUGAUCCAUGACCGUUUACAUACGUACAUAUUGAA
This is a messenger RNA of Colossoma macropomum (tambaqui), 831 nucleotides long. RefSeq names its product C-factor-like. The transcript has 6 exons. The record is from RefSeq and is a predicted model, not a curated record. Lineage: Eukaryota; Metazoa; Chordata; Actinopteri; Characiformes; Serrasalmidae. Bases 24 to 800 code for a protein of 258 amino acids.